AUGCUGCUGGCCCUGGGGCUGCUCUGGGCCGCCCUGGCCCCGGCAAGCUGCCUGCCCCUGCGGCAGGCGCCCGCCCGCAGCAAACUGCUGCUGGUGUCCUUCGACGGCUUUCGCUGGGACUACGACCAGGACGUGGACACGCCCAGCCUGGACGCCAUGGCCGCAGAGGGGGUGAAGGCCAAGUACAUGACUCCUGCCUUCGUCACCCUCACCAGCCCCUGCCACUUCACGCUGCUGACCGGGCGGUACCUGGAGAACCACGGGGUGAUCCAUAACAUGUGGUUCGACACCAAAACAGGUGUGAGACUGCCCUACUACACCACCCAGGGCAUCAGCAGCUGGUGGGACAACGGCAGCCUCCCCAUCUGGAUCACUGCCCAGAGACAGGGUUUGAAGACAGGCUCUAUCCACUUCCCUGGAACCAAAGCAAAAUACAGAGGGGAAGAAGUGUACAAGAAGCUGGUGGAACCCCCGCUGUUCAACUACAGCAACGAAACCAACUGGAGGGAGAGCAUCGACACGGUCAUGGAAUGGUUCACAGCGGAGAACCUCGACUUCAUCACGCUCUACUUCGGGGAGCCAGACUCCUCAGGACACAAGUUUGGCCCUGAAUCCACACAGAGGAAAAACAUGAUCAAGCAGGUGGACAGAACCGUGGGGUACUUGAGGCAGCGCAUCCGGGAAAGCGGCCUGGAGCCAAAGCUCAACCUCAUCGUCACGUCUGACCACGGCAUGGAGACCGUGCUAAAAACCGACGAGAUCCACCUCCGCACCGUCAGCAACUUCUCCUUCAAAGACCUCGACUUUGAACUCUUAGACUAUGGACCAAGUGGACUCCUGGUGCCAAAAGAAGGGAAACUGGAGCAUGUGUACUCAGUCCUGAAAAACGCCCACCCAAAGCUGCACGUGCACAAGAAGGAAGAGUUCCCAAAGAGAUUCCACUACGCCAACCACUCCCGGAUCACGCCGCUCCUGCUGUACAGCGACCCAGGCUACGUGAUCCACGGGAGGUACAAGGUCCAGUUCAACAAAGGGGAACACGGGUUCGACAACGAGGCCAUGAACAUGAAAACCAUUUUCCGUGCCGUGGGGCCGGCCUUCAGGACGGGGCUGGUGGUGGAGCCCUUCGAGAGCGUCAACGUCUACGCGCUGCUGUGCGAGCUGCUGGGCAUCACCCCCGAGCCCCACGACGGCUCCCUGGAGGUCACCAAGCCCAUGCUGCGGGACCCGACGGAACCGACGGAACCGACUGAACCGACUGAACCGACUAAACCGACUGAACCGACUAAACCAACUAAACCAACUGAACCGACUAAACCGACUGAACCGACUAAACCAACUGAACCAACUAAACCGACUGAACCGACUAAACCAACUAAACCGACUGAACCGACUGAACCAACUGAACCGACUAAACCAACCGAACCAACUAAACCGACUGAACCGACUAAACCAACUAAACCAACUGAAGCGACUAAACCGACUGAACCGACUAAACCGACUGAACCGACUAAACCAACUAAACCGACUGAACCGAUUGAAACGACGACCCCUGGGGGCAAUGGUGAGCACCGGGACUCAUGGGGGGGCAGCGGGAGUGGCAGCAGGCACCGGCCGUGA
Molecule: messenger RNA, 1620 nt
Organism: Ficedula albicollis (Collared flycatcher)
Lineage: Eukaryota; Metazoa; Chordata; Aves; Passeriformes; Muscicapidae
Gene: ENPP7
Product: ectonucleotide pyrophosphatase/phosphodiesterase 7
Exons: 4
Coding region: 1-1620 (539 amino acids)
Source: RefSeq, a predicted model, not a curated record